This is a messenger RNA of Diatraea saccharalis (sugarcane borer), 702 nucleotides long. NCBI's taxonomy places the organism in Eukaryota, Metazoa, Arthropoda, Insecta, Lepidoptera, Crambidae. The record is from the annotation of a GenBank genome assembly.
CCUGAAAUAACCUCAGUCACGUUUAACUAAUUCUAAGAUUUUACAUAGGUUGGUGAAAUAAAUAAUAAUUUAAAUAUUUAUAUGAUUAAUAGUAGAGUGAAAAAAAAUCAUAUAAUAACUCUAAUCUCUUAAUAUAAUAUUUAGAGGCCAGUAUAAAACAACGAAGCGCUAUGGCGAAACCUGCACCAAAAGGUGGGAAAACGAAGUCGAGUGAAGAAAUAUUUGCAGGAUUCCAAACAUUAAGAAGUGAACAAAGACAACUAGCUAAUAAAAUUUCAGAAUUAGAAAUGGAUCUCAAUGAACACAAAAUAGUUAUAGAUACACUUAAAGGUGUUGAUGGAUCUCGCAAAUGCUUCCGAAUGGUUGGAGGAGUACUGGUGGAACGGACAGUGGCCGAUGUACUACCUGAACUGGAAAUGAAUAAGGAGAGGUUACCUAAAGCAUUACAAGCAUUACAUGAGCAGUUGAGCCGCAAAGGACAAGAGAUAAAUGAAUACAUUGAACGCCAUGACAUUAGGGUUCAAAAAGCAGACCGUCCACCUGCUGAUGACACACCUGAUCAACCUACCAAAUCCAAUGUACUUGUUGCUAGUGGAUGAGUCCUCAGUGUACAGAAAUAAGCCCAGAGCUUGUAUCUUUUUAUUUAUAACAACUAACAUGAUGGCUUAACAGAUUGUUUCUAAUAUCAAAUUGCUUUUCUCA